Molecule: messenger RNA, 1829 nt
Organism: Etheostoma cragini (Arkansas darter)
Lineage: Eukaryota; Metazoa; Chordata; Actinopteri; Perciformes; Percidae
Exons: 4
Coding region: 157-1068 (303 amino acids)
Molecular function (GO): monoatomic cation channel activity
Source: RefSeq, a predicted model, not a curated record
AACACCCUAACCACAUGAAAACCUACUCGAGUACUUGCACAGUCCAACAGUACCAUGUAGCCGCUUUCUUGCAUAAACAGGAAAAGCAUGGUUUCAUGUUUUUGUAUCUAAAGAGAAGCAAGCGCACCCCGAGCACAUUCAGUCUCUGCAGCAAAGAUGAAGAACUUCUUGCCAACGUUCCAGAUUAAAAAGCUCGGCACCUACGUUGCAGUGAUUGUGAUUUUUGUUCACAAUGUUGUGCUCGACAAAGAUUUGGAGUGCUCGUGCAAACAACAAGUUCUUGACUGCAACUUCUACAUGAUUAUGCCGUCGUUUCUUGUAUUUAUUUUACAACUCUGGACGGACACAACCUUCCAGAGAGCCUUGAAGUAUACGUGUGCCUGUACAUGUGACUGCCCAUGUGGCUGCGAGAAACGGUGCAAACUGUUCUGCGUUUUGGUUUAUCACAUUGUCAAGGCCGUGCUGGUGGCUCUGCUGUGGGUGACCUCCGUGUACAUCGAUGGAGACUGGUUCGUCUGCUGUAUGAACGAUGAGUCGGAGCAGCAGGCCCAGCUCGCCUGCAAGGAGAAGCACAACCUCACCGCAGAGGACCGCGCAACCAUCGCCCAGCUGAAGAACCGCUCCACGCUUGUCGGCAUGUCUCUUCUCUUCUGUAUCCUGUUGCUGGCUGCCUUGAUAUCAUCAUUUGGACUGAGAUGCUGUAAGGAUUCAAGUUGCUGCAACAGAAAUAUUCUGUACUACAAAGUGAUUUUGGAUGAGGAGGAAAAUGUGCUGAAAGAGAUUUUGACAAAAGCAGCAAAAGAACAGUUGACUGACGCAGUCAAGUCAAAAAUGGAUAGACCCGAUUGGCAGAAAUGUUUUGAUGCUGCUAAAGAACUGGUUGAACAACCCACUGCACCUAGAUUUCCUGAAGCAGCCGAAAACCAGGAGAACGGGGUUCUUCUUGAACAUCGGAGACCAGAGGAUCGGAGACCAGAGGAUCGGAGGCCAGAGGAUCGGAGACCAGAGGCGGGUCAUCUUUUGGAGGGAGAGGAGGAGGCUCCAGUUUCAGCCGAAGCCCGCCUAUAAGAUGGAUCUUUCAUGGUUUACCCAACACAACGUACUGGAAAGAAAAGUUGUAUUCAGCUCAACAGGUUUUUACCUAAUCUUUUAAUUAUAUGAGGUCUUUGUGUUUUUUUCUGCUAGAUGUAAGUGCUUCAUUUGCACCAUUGACCUUUCUCUCUUACUGGAACAUCUCAAAGACUGCGUAAGUGGUUUCCUUGCUACUUCCUAGAGAGAUCCUGUAGUGUAGCGUCGGUAACUCCAAGCUAUCCUCUGCGGCAUGAAGAGAGGAUCCAUCCGUACGCUGAUGACACUCACCUCUAUUUCAACCAAAAGGACCUUUAUCAAAUUAAUUCACUCAACUAUCAAAUCAUUAACCCUAAAGACUGGAGGGUUCAGAUCUUCCUGCAGCUAACGUAGACACGGAGAGGGAGAGGGAGACUCUGUGUUGUCAUACAGGGCCACGGCAACGGGUGCAACCACAAUCCGAGGAAAGCAAGAGGGGAAUAAGCUAAGUGCUGACUAUAAGAAUAUUGUUAGCUUUCACAGGGGCUGUGGCCUGAAUUCCACUUAUCUUUCUACGGCAUAAUGUUUUUUAUUGAUUAUUUCAUAUUCACUAUUCAUUUGUAUUCAUUCAUUCAUUCACAUAUUUUAUUUUACUUAUUCUCUUGUGUAACUUCUCGCUAAAUGCUGUAUAACAUUUACAUUGUUUUUAUGAUUCUUCCUCUGCCAUUUUAUUUGUGUGAUUAAGAAGUGUGUAACUUUGUUUUAAUAUGUGCUAUACAAAU